AGUUCGAAAAUACGAGGAGCCACGGGAAGUUGAGUGCCGUGGGCUGGAAUUUAGCCGGGCGGGAAAAGCAGGGGGCCGGCAACAGAGGCUUCUCUGGGCUGCGUCUGUGCCUGGGAGGGUCCGCCCUCCUCACUCUGUCAGGAUGAGCUGUUGGGACUUGUCCCCGCGGGUCUAGUUGGUGCCUCUCGGAGCUCGGGGGUCGACGUGGUGGUGACGAAGUGGGGAAUCAGGACACCCGAGCGCCGCCCGGGACUUAAGCCUCGAGCGUCCCACGGGGCCGGGACGAUGGGCCGGGGCCGGGGUCGCGGGCCCGCUGCCUCGGCAUGAUUUUUCCGGCCGUGCGCUCGGGCCUCCGCGCCGUCCGGAGCCUGCUGGGGCUGCAGAGCCGCCCCCUGUCCCGGGACGCCAUGGAGGUGGCUCUCCGAGGCAGCCGCCGAGUCCUGUGUGUGGCGGAGAAGAACGACGCGGCCAAAGGCAUCGCGGACCUGCUGUCCGGCAGCAGGAUGCGGAGGAGAGAAGGAUUGUCCAAAUUCAAUAAGAUCUAUGAGUUUGACUACCAACUAUAUGGCCAGAAUGUAACCAUGGUAAUGACUUCUGUUUCUGGACAUUUGCUUGCUCAUGAUUUCCAGAUGCCGUUUAGAAAAUGGCAGAGCUGCAACCCUCUUGUACUCUUUGAAGCUCAAAUUGAAAAAUACUGCCCAGACAACUUUGUAGAUAUUAAGAGAACUCUGGAGAAAGAGGCCAAACAGUGCCAGUCUCUGAUAAUCUGGACUGAUUGUGAUCGAGAGGGAGAGAACAUUGGAUUUGAAAUCAUCCAUGUGUGCAAAGCUGUGAAACCAAAUCUCCGAGUAUUUAGAGCCAGAUUCUCUGAAAUCACUGCAAAUGCUGUCAGAUCGGCCUGUCAGCACCUGACUGAGCCUGAUCAGAGAGUGAGCGAUGCUGUGGAUGUGAGACAGGAAUUAGACCUGAGGAUAGGUGCUGCCUUCACAAGGUUCCAGACCUUAAGACUUCAGAAAAUCUUUCCAGAGGUGCUGGCAGAGCAGCUGAUCAGUUAUGGUAGCUGUCAGUUCCCAACAUUGGGAUUUGUAGUAGAAAGGUUCAAAGCCAUCCAAGCUUUUGUGCCAGAGAGCUUCCACAAAAUUAAAGUGACUCAUGAGCAUGAAGAUGGCGUUGUGGACUUCAGCUGGAAAAGACAUCGUCUCUUUAACCAUACAGCGUGUCUUGUCCUCUAUCAGAUGUGCAUGGAGGAUCCAGUAGCCACAGUGGUAGAAGUUGGAUCUAAGCCGAAGAGCAGAUGGAGGCCCCUGCCUUUGGAUACUGUGGAACUCGAGAAAUUGGCUUCUCGAAAGUUGAAGAUAAAUGCCAAAGAAACCAUGAAAAUUGCUGAAAAGCUCUAUACUCAGGGGUAUAUCAGCUAUCCCCGAACUGAGACAAAUAUUUUCCCCAAAGACUUAAACCUGACAACUUUGGUACAGCAGCAGAUACAUGACCAACAAUGGGGAGCCUUUGCCCAGAGAAUUCUAGACAGGGGUGGCCCUACCCCUCGUAAUGGGAAAAAGUCUGAUCAAGCUCAUCCUCCCAUUCACCCCACCAAAUACACUUGUGACCUGCAGGGGAAUGAACAACGACUGUAUGAGUUUAUUGUUCGCCAUUUCCUAGCCUGUUGCUCUGAGGAUGCCCAAGGACAAGAAACGACUGUAGAGAUUGAUAUUGCUCAAGAGCGCUUCGUUGCUCAUGGUCUCAUGAUUCUGGCCAGAAACUAUCUGGAUGUUUAUAUAUAUGAUAAAUGGAGUGACAAGGUCAUUCCCAUCUAUGAGAAAGGCUCCUCCUUCCAGCCAACCACAAUAGAAAUGGUGGAUGGUGAGACCAGCCCACCCCAACUCCUCACAGAAGCAGAUCUCAUCGCCCUCAUGGAGAAACAUGGCAUUGGGACGGAUGCAACUCACGCAGAGCAUAUCGAGACCAUCAAAUCACGGAUGUACGUGGGACUCACCCCUGAUAAACGAUUCCUCCCAGGACAUUUGGGCAUGGGAUUGGUGGAAGGUUAUGAUUCCAUGGGCUAUGAGAUGUCUAAGCCUGACCUCCGGGCUGAGCUAGAAGCUGACCUGAAACUUAUUUGUGAGGGGAAAAAGGAUAAGCAUGUGGUCCUGAGACAGCAAAUCCAGAAAUAUAAGCAAGUUUUCAUUGAAGCUGUGGCCCAUGCCAACAAGCUGGAUGAAGCGUUGUCUCAGUAUUUUGGAGAAAUGACCGCAGCAGUUGGCCAAGAGGAAAUCUACCCAGCAAUGCCAGCCACUAUCAAGAAGUGUCCACAAUGUAACAAAGAUAUGGUGCUCAAGAGGAAGAAGAAUGGCGGCUUCUACCUUAGCUGCAUGGGCUAUCCAGACUGCCGAAAAGCUAUAUGGUUUCCAGAUUCUGUUCUAGAAGCCAGUAAGGAUGAAAGCGUGUGUCCAGUCUGCAAACCACAUCCUGUUUACAGGUUGAAAUUAAAGUUCAAGCGUGGAAGCGUCCCUCCCACCAUGCCUCUGGAGUUUGUUGGCUGCAUUGGAGGUUGUGAUGAGACCCUAAUGCAGAUCAUGGACCUAAGAUCUUCCAAUGGCCCUUCCAGAGCUUCACAGCCAGCAAGCCAGCCUACCAACCAUUUACAGACCAACCAGUCCCUGAACAGAAUGGGCAACAACCAGGGCAGUUAUUCCAUUUCUCCCACAGAACGACAAACUGGACUCCCUAAGCCCCCAACCAGGACACUUGUGCCCUCAGCAGCCACUAAUGAGAAUCACAACACUGUGAUGUGUAACUGUGGCCAGGAGGCCCUCUUGCUCACUGUCCGUAAAGAAGGGCCCAAUCAGGGCAGGCAGUUCUACAAGUGCAACAUGGGCAGUUGCAACUUCUUCCUGUGGGCUGAUAGUCAGCAGGGAACAGAAAUGGCCCCUUCCUCAAGAACAAGGACUCCUAGUCAUUUCCAAGGGAACUCCACAAAUUCUGGAGGAAGGCAAAAUAGGUUUGGAAACCAUGGCAGUAAUAGCAGCAGUGCCACAUGCAUGUGCAAUCAACCUGCCAUCACACGAACUGUGCAGAAGGAGGGGCCUAACAAGGGCCGGCAGUUCCACACGUGCUCAAAACCGAGGGAGCAGCAGUGUGGCUUCUUCCAGUGGGCUGAUGAAAACAUGGCACCAGGAACUUCUGGUCCAGUUUGGUUUGGGGGAAGAGGGCAGGUCCCAGGGUCAGAAGCCAAAAGCAAAAGACCUAGGACUAACUCAGACACUGAGCCCACAACAAAGAGAAUACGAAAAUGUGGCCUCUGUCACCAGCCUGGACACACCCGGCUCACCUGCCCUCAGAACAGAUGACUGAAGGAGAGGAAGAGUGAGACAGGGAGUUGUUGCUGUUCUGUUCUGUUCUGUUGAGGGAAAUUAAAGAGUUUUUAGAUAAGAAAUCAGCAGGAUGCCAAAGAACCCCUGUUGUCAUUGGAACUUUGAGAAAGCCCCUCAAUUUGGAGUCCAGCUUUCUCCUGGCCUUCCUAAUUCAGAUGAAGUGUGGUUUACAGGGCCCUGGAAUAGGCCUGGGAUAUACCACGCUAAGCAGCCUCUUGUCUGAUGGAAGAAAAGUCCUACAGCCAUUUAGGGGAUGCUGUGCAGAAGCAGAGAAAACAACUCCAGUAUAAUCCUUCUGCUCAAAGCCAUUACCCUGCAAAUUAAAAAUUUGCAGUAGACAGUAUUUAUGGUAGCAGGGAAAUCCAUUCCUAAACUGCAGAGGAGAAAAUGGCUGUUAUGUUUGCUUGGGAUGAUGGGUCUUCUUUGUACCCAUGAAGGUGUUUGGUAGGUGAAGGGAUAUUUAAACACAAAGCAUUGGAGGCUUUUAGCUCUUGGCUCACAUUUGCAAGUUUUCCCAGGAAACUAGGCAUGGGUGAGAAAUGCUUAGGGUAAAAUUCAGUGUCAAAGUGCCAAGAGUUCGGGUCUGCUUGGACCUCUAGCUUGCUUAUGGAUGAACCUUUCUCCUCUUCAGGUGGGAAUGAGUUUUUCUAAAGAUGAGCCUCCAUAAUAGUAAGCUACAGCAAAUGUAUUGAGAAAGUGGCAUUUCAUUUAAAGAGCUGCUGUUCUGAAAUUUUAUCUCUAGAAGAAUUCUUGUUUUUCUAGUCCAGGAGGCUACUUACAGCUGUUGGGCCUCAAACAUAGCUUAUGUGCCUUAAUAAAAAGAAAUUCCACCUC
Trichosurus vulpecula (common brushtail) is the source of this 4205-nucleotide messenger RNA. It is a transcript of the gene TOP3A, whose product is annotated as DNA topoisomerase III alpha. The transcript has 19 exons. Bases 324 to 3347 code for a protein of 1007 amino acids. Gene Ontology annotation, biological process: DNA topological change. Lineage: Eukaryota; Metazoa; Chordata; Mammalia; Diprotodontia; Phalangeridae. The record is from RefSeq and is a predicted model, not a curated record. Gene Ontology annotation, cellular component: chromosome; nucleus. Gene Ontology annotation, molecular function: DNA binding; DNA topoisomerase type I (single strand cut, ATP-independent) activity; zinc ion binding.